AUGGCUCCGUUUCACUCCGCCCUCGCCAUGUCGCUCGCGGCGCUGCUCGCCCUAGACCACAGCCAGGCGAGCGCCCAGUACAUCCAGAACUUUGACCACACCCGCAUCACAAACCCCUUGACUGGCACCACCAAGGCCGUCCCUGACAACCGGGUCGCCUGGCGCAACGUCAUUGACCUCGGCAGCACAGAGACUGUCUACCUCUUCUACAACUGCUACUACAUGACCAACAUCUGCGAGAACGUCCGCGCCUUCAUGGGCUCCGCCCGCGGCCAAAACCUCCACCCCGGCACCACCAUCCCGUCCAACGUGUUCACCUACGACUUCGUUACGGGCGACGAGAGCUGGACGCGUCAGUCGGGCCGCAGGGGCCAGUCCUGCCCCAGCGGCUGGGGUGGCAACGGCCGCUGCCCCCAGGCCGGCCAGGAGAUCCCCUGGCGCCACGACGGCCCCUGGUGGACAACGAUCCUCGAGCCCGGCACAACCACAAACAUGCUCCGCCACGAGCGCGACCCCCAGGGGAACAUCGUCAAGAAGUCCCAGAUGCGCUACACCUGUGAUGAGUUCCCCCCCGCCACCUGGGUCGAGGGCGGCAACGGCUGGUCCAACAACCAGCCCGCCAACACCUGGUGCGCCGGCCAGGCCUGUGUCGACUACACCGUCAACAACAACGGCGUCUCCAUCAAGGCUGAGCAGGACUGGCAAGCCAGCGCUCACAAACUGCUGCGCAUCGUCCUCCUCCGCCACAUCGGAGACCGAGUUGCAGAGUUCGAUUGGCAUGUUCCCAGCCAACCGCAGAAGGACAUGGCCUUCUUCCGCUUCUCCGCCAUGGACAUGGGGCCUGACGGCGUGGCCGCCUCCAUCUUCACGUCCAACCAAGACACCGGCGUGGACAGCGAACCUCAGUACGUCACCCAGCAGAGGAGGCGCGGGUUCAACCUCACCGCGGACGAAGAGGACCCGGACGAGCCGACGCGCGUGCCCCGUUCGCGGUACGGGCUCAGCGCCGAGGAGGCCGUGAAACGCAUGCGCGCCGGCCACAGCCGCCACGUCGUGAACAUCCCUGCCGAGUUCAACGAGUCCUUCGUGACGACGGAGCCGGGUUUUGGGAGCAUGGCUACCUCGCCCAAUCUGAAUAUGAACAGCACGACGUCGCGCCGUUCCGAGACACCGGUGCAGCCGAAGAAAAGCAAGACGCCGGCUCCUGUCUCCAAGCGUCAGGACGGCCCGCCGGUAGAGGCCGCGAAGCCUCUCCUCAAGGCGGCCUCCCCUCGUGAUCUCGAAAGAGCCCACGACAUCGUGGCCACCGCCAUAGCCGCCUCGGCCAAACUCAACAAGGCCCGUCUGGCAAGCCCGAUACGCAACCAGUACAGGCUCAAGCCCGGCACCGUCAUCGGCACGACUGUUAACGAGCGCCGUCGCGCCCGCCGCGACGACUCGCCCCCUCCUACGCCGCUCCUCGAGAUCACCGACGAGAUCGCCUGGGCCGCCGCGCUUUUGGCCGAGGCCGAGGCCGAGGUGCCCGAGGACGGUGUCAAGUUGCCGCUCCCCCCCGGCCGUAACGUCACGCGCCGAGCCGCCGCCGCCAGGGGCUCGUACUGGAUGGAGUCCAUCGCUCGCAAAGGCACCGUCCCCUGGGGCGACGACCCCUCGUACGCCGUGUUCCGCAACGUGCUCGACUACGGCGCCGCCGGCAACGGCGUGACCGACGACACCGCCGCCAUCAAGCGAGCCAUGAACGACGGCCGGCGGUGCGGCGAGAAGUGCAACGGGUCGACGGUCAAGAACGCCAUCGUCUACUUCCCGCCCGGCACGUACCUCAUCUCCAGCACGGUGCCCCUCCCCUUCGGCACGCAGGUCAUCGGCGACGCCAUUGACCGCCCGGUGCUGGUCGCCUCCAAGUCCUUCAUCGGCCUCGGGGUGCUGUCGACCGACGAGUACACCGGCGGCGGCACCGGCCCCGACGGGCACGACCAGCAGUGGUACGUCAACACGGCCAACUUCUACCGCCAGAUCCGCAACAUCAUCAUCGACGUACGCCCGGCGCCGCCCUCGCAGGAGACGGCCUGCCUGCACUACCAGGUGGCCCAGGCCACCAGCAUGCAGAACGUCGAGCUGCGGGCCGGCGCGGGCCAGAAGGGCAUCUUCGCCGAGAACGGCAGCGGCGGCGGCAUCUCGGACGUCACCUUUGUUGGCGGCGACGUCUGCCUGUACGGCGGCGAGCAGCAGUUCACGGCCCAGCGGCUCGUCUUCCGCGGUUGCGACGUCGGCGUCCAGGUCAUCUGGGACUGGGGCUGGGUGUGGAAGUCGGUGACCAUGACCGACGUCAAGACGGGCUUCAAGUUCGUGCCCGAGUACCCGGACGGCAACAUCGGGUCGUCGCUGAUCAUGGACUCGUCCUUCACCAACGUCGGCACCGUCGUCGUCAUCCAGCCGCCGUCGUCCGAGGCCGGCUCUGGGAGCACCGGCCUCGUGAUUGAGAACAUCCGCAUGUCGGGCGUCACCACUGCCGUUGCCGACACGAAUGGCCGCUCCCUGCUGGCCGCGUCGGCCCGGGUUGACGAGUGGGUGUUGGGCCCCGUGUACUCGAGCUCGGCCGACGCCGGCGCUCGUUCAUUCUCGUCCGGCGGCAAGAUCGGCAAGUACCGCCGGGAUGGCGGGCUUGUCGACGCACAGGGGGCCUACUAUGAGCGUCCCAAGCCGCAGUACGAGGGCCGCGGCGUGGGCGACUUCCUCCACGUCAAGGACUUUGGCGCGAGGGGCGACGGCGUGACGGACGAUACGGCCGCUUUCCAGCGGGCCGUAGACUCCAGCCAGGGAAAGAUUCUGUUCGUCGACGCCGGCUCAUACAUCCUGACAGGGACUGUGACGGUGCCGGCGGGCGUGAAGAUGGUCGGCGAGACGUGGUCGCAGCUCGUGGCCCGGGGCCCGGCCUUCUCAGACGAGACCAAGCCCACCGUGAUGCUCCGGGUGGGCCGUCCCGGCCAGGUCGGCAACGUCGAGAUGCAGGACCUCAUCUUCACCACCAAGGGCCCGACGGCCGGAGCCGUGCUCAUCGAGUGGAACAUGGCCGCCGACGCAAAGGGCUCGGCAGCCCUCUGGGAUUGCCACGUCCGCAUCGGCGGCGCCGCGGGCACCGACCUGACGCCCGCCGAGUGCCCCGCCCUGACCUCCGGUAUCGCCCCGGGCUGCAACGCCGCCAGUCUCAUGAUGCACAUCAAGCCGGGCGCGUCGGGAUACUUCGAGAACAUGUGGCUCUGGGUGGCCGACCACAUGAUCGACGACCCGGACCUGGAGGACGCCAACAACACCAUGGUGCAGAACUCAGUCUACGUCGCUCGCGGCCUGCUGGUCGAGAGUACCGAGCCAACCUGGCUCUACGGCACGUCGUCUGAGCACGCCGUCAUGUACCAGUACAACUUCCACAAUGCCGCGAGUAUCUUCGCCGCCAUGAUCCAGACCGAGUCGCCCUACUACCAGCCGACCCCGAACCCGCCCGCCCCGUUCGGCAACACCGUCGGCCUCUUCCCCGGCGAUCCGGACUACUCCUGCGCCGCGGGCGAUGAGUUCGGCGGUUGCGACGAGUCGUGGGCUGUCGUAAUGCGCGGUUGCGAGGACAUCGUCGUCGCCGGCGCCGGCUUGUAUUCGUGGUUCUCGACCUACAGCCAGGACUGCAUCGGCGGGCAGCUAUGCCAGAAGGCGCUGGUGCUCCUCAAGGGCAACCACGCCAGCGUGCGCUGGGAGCAUCUCGUCACCAUCGGCGCCAAGUACAUGGCCGUCAUGGACGGCAAGGGCAUCGCGGCCAAGGACAACCUCAACGUCGACGCGCACCCCUUCUGGUCGCAGGUGUCGCUGCUCGACGUUGCCAGCGACGGCGAGCAGUACAACGACGUGCUCUGGCUCGACCCGGGCAUCUGGGACAUGGCCCAGCCCGAGUUCGAAUGCCAGCCGCCCUGCCGCGUCAAGAUUCCGCCGUACACGGGCGCCACCACCACGGUCAACUACCCGCUCAUGACCGUCAGCUCGGACGCGUGGACGAGCACCAUCACGGUGCCGCCCAUGACGCUGUCCAAGCUGGGCUUCGAGGUGAUGACACUGGUCGAGGGCGGCCCCAACGUCAAGAGGGACGGCCUCAACCGCCGAGCCUUCGAGGACUUCUGGCCCAUCCCCGCCACGACCGCCGCCUGGCCCGUCGUCAUCUACAACGGCCCGGACGGCAAGGUGUCGACGGCGAGCCCCAAGACGGCCUAUCCGACACCGCCUCCGUCCGUCGAGCCUGGCUCGCCGCCGCCGCAGAAGGGCGCGUGGCCGGCACGCGCCCUCAGGCCGCGCGCCGCUUACGGGCUGGACCCUAACAAAGAGCUGAGCGAUAGCCUGAGGGACUGGAUGUGCCAGCGAGCCGCCGAGUCGCCGAGCCUGUACGACAUGGACCUGCUGGACUGUCCGAACACCAAGCGGCCCAACAACGACUCGGGCCAAGUGCCGAUGGGCGAGGGCUGGGGCUGGGACGUGCCACAGAUCUCGAACAACGGCACCAUGAUCCUGCCCGGGUUUGGGGCCCCCUUUAACCAAAUCAUCAACAUCCUAGGGCGCAUGUGCGAACAGCCGCAGCAGACCAAGACGAGCACCACGAUCAGGGCGCAGACGACGCAGCCUUCCCGGCCCACGGAGAAGCCAUUAGCGAGGCCCGACGCCAACCAGAACGAGAUCAAGUGCUUCGGUAGCGGGCACAAGAUGGGCAACACGCGGCUGCGGCUGGGCAUCGAGUCGUUCUGCAGCAACAUCGGCUCCGACGCCCUUGGCGUCGGCGCCCGCGGCCUCAAUGACAGGAGGGCCGCCACAGGGGAGCUCACGGGCGGCUACAAGAGACGGGACACCAAGACCCUCGAUAAGAAUGACAAGAUCAGCUUCAGCUUCGAGGUGAUGGAUGGCUGUGCGUGGACGUUCGACCUCGACGAGUGCGCGCGGUACUUCAAGACGGCCGUCGACAGCUGCAACUGCGACGGAGAGAAUGGGAAGCAGGGCGGCUAUGGGGGGAACAAUUGUCUCAAGUGGAUGACCGACCCAGAAUACAAGUUGUAG
Colletotrichum higginsianum IMI 349063 is the source of this 5082-nucleotide messenger RNA. Its product is annotated as LysM domain-containing protein. Lineage: Eukaryota; Fungi; Ascomycota; Sordariomycetes; Glomerellales; Glomerellaceae. Gene Ontology annotation, molecular function: polygalacturonase activity. The transcript is spliced from 2 exons. Bases 1 to 5082 code for a protein of 1693 amino acids. The record is from RefSeq and is a predicted model, not a curated record.